This is a messenger RNA of Brenthis ino (lesser marbled fritillary), 294 nucleotides long. The record is from the annotation of a GenBank genome assembly. Lineage: Eukaryota; Metazoa; Arthropoda; Insecta; Lepidoptera; Nymphalidae.
AUGUUCGUCCUGCUCGCUCGGGCCCUAGGCUGCCGCGCAGCGACGCUUCACGGCUCCAGUCGCGGUCUGCCGGCCGUCGCGACGCUCGGGGCCGCUCCGUCGCGCCACUCUUUCGUGUCAUGUGGGCACGUGAAAUGCACUGAAUGUGGCUGCCCGCUCGGCUCCCGCCCGAGUGUGUGUAGUGGUAGUGCGGAGGCGCGCACGGCUCCAAAGUGGUCGGAGGCGGGGUGUUCCGUUGCUGCGUGCCCUGGUGCGGGGCGCGCGCGGCGGCGCCCGACGACGCCGACUAUGCCC